AUUUUUCAAAAAUAAAAUCAAAUAAACUUUAAAGGAAAGUAUUUUACUAAUUAUUUAUACGUAAAGUCUUGCAACGCCAUAUUUUAUACUUUCAAUCUGUAUUAAAAGUCUGACGUAUGAUUAUAUUCGUAGCAAGAUUUUAAAUGACGCGGAUUUACUAAACCAAUCGCUAGAGCCGAUAGGAGCGCCACCUGAACGGUACUUGGUACCGUUUCGGGUACUAAGUAAUCGCAGAGACAAGCACUCGAUGAACACUCUACAUAUAACUCCGUUAGAUAUCAUAAUUCGUGGUUGCGACACCGUGGGAGCCGCGCGGUGGCGACCGCACACUCUCGACUACGGCAUCGCGCAGCGAGUUAACGAGUUGCAUCGAAAACGCGAGACACAAGUGCCCAUAUGUAUUUCGUUCGGUGCAUCGCCGUCGGCCAUUGUCUCUGACAUGGAAGCCCAUCAAAAUGGCAGAGGUCGUGCAGAUGUUUUUGUUCCUAUAUAAAUCGAAGUACCGUCGGAAAGGGCAGUGCCGCGAGGUGGUACGCGAUCAGUGCGGUGUAAUUGCAGUGCCGUGGCCGAUACUGUGGGCGGCGCUGAUCUGUUGGGUGGUGCACGUAACAGCGGCAGCCUCCACCUCUUCGUCGUCGCUAACGACGAAUACGACCUGCGACACGGACAGUUGCGUCAACGGUGACUGUGUCAAUGGCACCUGCGUGUGCCACGAGGGUUGGCAGGGCUCGGUGUGCCAAUUCUGCGCCGGAAAAGUCAGACUGACGGAUCCAACAGGAAACAUCCACGACGGUAUCGGCAACUACACGGCGGACGUGAAGUGUUCCUGGCUGAUCGAGAGCAGCCCGAAUUCCACUAUACGGAUGCACGUGGAGCAGUUCGCGACAGAAUGCGGCUGGGAUCAUCUGUACAUCUACGACGGUGACAGCGUCGAGGCACCGUUGCUCGCCGUAUUUUCUGGCUUGAUGCAGAAGGGUGGCUAUCACAUGCGCCAGCCGGAAGUGAUCGCUCGGUCCGGAAGCGCUUUGCUACACUUCUACUCGGAUGUCGCUUACAACAUGAGCGGUUUCAAUAUCACUUACAAGAUCAACGCCUGUCCGAGCAGGUAUUCGUUUAUCGACUGUUCCGGCCAUGGUGUUUGCAUCGACGGUGUGUGUACGUGCGACGCCACGUGGACAGGCGAGGCAUGUGAGAUUCAAGUUUGCCCGAACAAUUGUUCCCACAGCAACGGACAAGGCGAGUGUAACCGCGAGAGCCAUCACUGUGACUGCGUUCACGGUUUCAAGGGUUCAGACUGCAGCCAAAGAAGUGACAGUGGAUUCUGGGAGAGCGUGUCGUAUACAGACUUCUCACCGGAAGGUUCGGCAAGUCAUUGCUCCAUCGUUUGGAAGGAUUCAUUGUACGUGGUCGGCGGUGAGAGCUUCCAUCGAGCCAAGAUGAUCUAUGUUUACGAUUACAACGGGAACGUUUGGGAAACACCUCACGUGGAGGGAAAGGUUCCUCUUCCUCGUUAUGCUCACUCGUGCGUUCUAUUCGGUGACAAGAUAUUCAUGUACGGCGGAGUUCUGCAAAAUUCCACGGUUACCAACGAGAUUUGGGCGUUCGACGUGUCGGCGAAGGUGUGGGAGAACGUUACCGUGCACGACAACUGCCAUAACAGCAAAACCAUGUGCGGUCCUCUAAAGGUAGCCGGACACACUGCAACUUUAGUGCAGAGCCACGGAAGAAAGGAGAAAAUGGUGGUGAUAUUCGGUUAUUCCCCUCAGUACGGUUACUUGAACGUAGUACAGGAAUACUUCUUGGGUACUCGUGAGUGGCAGAUCGUGGACACGAUUGGCUUCCCCGUGAAAGGUGGUUACGGUCAUACUUCCGCUUACGAUCCUCUGACCAAUCUGAUCUACGUGUACGGUGGUUACGUGUCCGAGUCGCAGAGCACGCAAGUGUUGACGAACAGACUGUAUUCUUAUCAUCCGAAUCAUCACGAAUGGACGUUACUCACAUCUGCACCAUCCGCACGGUUCUUCCACACGGCGGUCUUUGUCUCUGGUGGAUUGAUGAUCGUUUUCGGUGGUAAUAUGCAUAACGACACGCAGCAUUCGGAUGGAACCAGAUGUUAUUCCGCGGAUACCAUAGCGUACGAUGUUACCUGCGACUCCUGGCACCAGUUUUCUAUGCCCAUUGAGAUGACUGACCUGCCCAGGUACGGGCACAGCGCGACUGUGUUCGAGAAGUCGAUGUACAUCUACGGUGGAUUCGAUGGUCAGCUGUUGUCCGAUAUGUUUAGGUAUACACCCGGAAACUGCGAACAUUUGACGAGUCAGUUCGAUUGUUUAAUCGCAAGGAUAGGCGUGAAAUGUGUAUGGGACAAGCGGGAGAAUAGAUGCAUACAAAUCGGCAAGAUACCGAGACACGUGCUACUCAAUGACGACAUGCACGACGGGGUUUACAUGAGAUGCCUGGACGACACGCCACCGCGAGGAAUGACGUCUCACAAAGAAUUGUGCAAACUGCUCACGGACUGCGUGGCAUGCGUGCAAACCUCCUACAAUUGCGUAUGGUGUGGAAAAAGUUGCUCGCACGAGAUAUGCCGUGACAACGCGAACGCACCUUUCACCAAGACGUUCAUCCAUUUAGAGCAGUGCGACGCGCAUACCGGGAUCGAGUGUUUGCAAUUGCACACGUGCCAUGCAUGUUCCAGUAAUCCUCGGUGCAUCUGGUCCUGGUCUAAUGGACCUGACCGGUGCAAACCAUAUUCGAAAGCUCGCGAACAGGUGACUAUCCUGAACGGGACUAUCCAGGCACAAAGACUGUCCAUAGAUUCUUGCCGCAGUCCGUGCGUCGAGUAUACCUCUUGCAAAAAUUGUACAGAAUCGGAUUGCAUUUGGUGUCAAAACGUGAAGAAGUGCGUGGAUAAGAACGCGUAUCCAGCAAGCUUCCCUUAUGGACAGUGUCGGGAAUGGACGACGAGCGAUGCGAAAUGCCGUGCCACGGAAACUGGAAAGGAAUGGUGUACCUUUUACUCAUCUUGCUCUGAUUGCCGCUCGGAUCCUGGAUGCGGAUGGUGCGACGAUGGUUCAGGAACCGGAAAAGGACUGUGCUUGCCAGGUGGAGCCCGUGGUCCGAGCAGUAGAAGCUUGGACACUUGCCCAUUCGAACGAUGGUACUUUACCAAAUGUCCUACUUGCCAAUGCAACGGCCACAGUAAGUGUCUUCCAAACAGCAGCGUAUGUAUUCAGCCGUGUGGGAAUUUGACUUAUGGGCCUCACUGCGAUAAAUGCAUUCCUGGCUAUUAUGGGACUCCUCUAAACGGAGCAACUUGCCAACCCUGCUUCUGUAAUAACCAAGGAACGCAAUGCACCAGUGAAACCGGAAAAUGUUUCUGUACAACGAAAGGAAUUAUAGGAGACCAUUGUGAACGAUGCGACGUAACUAGUCUCUACCAUGGAGAUCCUACGAAUAAAGGCUCAUGUUUUUAUGAUCUGGCGAUCGAUUACCAAUUCACGUUCAAUUUAAGUAAAAAAGAGGAUCGUCAGUACAGAGCAAUUAAUUUUAAGAAUUCUCCGCCAAAGCCAGAUAUCGACGCCGAGUUUUCCAUUACCUGUUCCGUUCUCGCAAAAAUGAAUAUCACCGUUAAGAAGGCGAAUACACCGGAGAUUCCUCUUCUUCGUGGUGUUAAUUGCACGACCAGCAUGUACAAGCAUCGUUUCGAUAAGGAUGGUUAUGGUUUGGGUAGCGAGGACAACACUACUUUAACCACGUUUUACGUAUACGUGUACGACUUUCAGCCACCGGUAUGGAUUCAAAUCUCCUUCUCCCAGUAUUCCAAACUUAACCUGCAGCAGUUCUUCAUAACAUUUUGCACAGAUUACAUGCCACCACCCAGGUGCUUCCUCGCUCUAUUAUUGGUGGCUGCUGUCCUCUGGAAGAUUAAGCAAAAAUAUGACAUGUACAGAAGAAGACAGAGACUCUUUGUAGAAAUGGAGCAAAUGGCAAAUAGGGCGUUUAGCCAAGUUUUAGUGGAAAUCGAAAGGCGAGACGUCGAUAAUUCGGAUUCGGAACGUAGUGAAACCGAGUUAACUAAUUGCCGCAAAAAGAAAAAGGAUGCCCCUAGUCCGAUCGCAUUGGAGCCCUGUUGCGGUAACAGAGCAGCGGUCUUGUCGUUGCUAGUCAGACUGCCUACUGGCGGUGAACCAUACACGCCGGCUGGUCAAAGUGCCGGUUUAGCAGUAGCGUCUGCUUUAGUUACACUGGGUAGUCCUCGAAGGCCUUCUCAGGAAUUGACGACGAAGGAGACGAAGAAAACACGAAAAUCUGCCAGUCAGCAUCCAGACUCCACUUGCAUUUAGCGAUAAGAAACUCGAAAGUAGAGACAUGUAAAUGUAUACUACGCCGUGGGUGACUAUGAGCCUUAGACACGUUUCUGUGAUCUUGCCUACGCGAUUGGGCAGGACUGUUACGGUUAAAGAAAAAAAAAUCUUCGAACUCGGAUCGAGUGAAGUGCGGUGAUGAUUAUUUUCGCGGCGAAUUUUUCGUUUCGUUACGUUUCGUUUCCGUCGUAAUCGGUCGGUAAUAACGUUUCGACUUCCGGGACGCUGUCCGUAUUUCGAGAAGAAUCGCAUCCGUCAUACUCGUAAGCGUCAGCUAACAAAGGAAACAACGGAUUCCAUUCGCUCAGCCGUUGGUGUAUGGUAAGUAACGUUAACUUGUUUGGCUGACUUGAAAGUUUUUAUCUGACGAUUCCUUUCGUUUCUACGUGACAAUGUACAAUGUUGUAUAUAGAUCUGUUGGGCGGGUUUUUUUUUCUUACGUUUUUGUCGUGGUCAAACGAGACGAUGGUCCGUCCCACGAUCAUUGAAAUAUUUUCGAAAGAAUGAUAAAUAAUAGUGUUUUUUUUUUUGCGGCUAUAAUCCAUCGUCGUGUUUCUUUAUUUUACGCGGCAUAAAUGGUUAUUCGACGUAGGAGCUGCCCUCUACAGAGUAGGGAAACAAAAACGCGGGAAAAUUCGAUUUGCCAGUUGCAGUUCGAGGAUGCUUUCCGUUCCCUCUUUUUUGUAAAGUCGUGUAAAUAAGUGUGUGCCGUAUUUCCAAAGUGAACGUGGGUAUCAUGACGCAGACGAGAACAAAAAAAAAAAAAUUGUACAGAUUUGAAACGAAAUAAUUGAAGAGCGAGUGACAAGGAAUAUAUCGAUUUUUGUGUAUUCGUCUCUAGUAAGGUGUAAAAAUUCAUUCAAUUCUAAAUUAAGGGAAAUGAAUAGAGGCAACAAUUGUCUUUAUAACAUUGAUCGUGUGAUCUUCGUAUUCCAUGUUUACAUUGUGCCAAAGCAUUUUUCAUAUUGGUAUUAUAAGAAAAAAGAAAAUCAGAAUAUCAAAUUUUCAUUAGAAUAAAAUGUUCCAUUUCGAAGAGUUCCCCCAGAAAAAGAAAUAUAGAAACAUUAUUUUUGUCUCUAUUCAUGUCCAAAAGAAAUUAAAGAUUCGUUGCACGAUCGAAAAAUCAAUUUCGGGAGACAUUCAUCAUUUUUCUAGAAUAAAGUUGAUCGUCCGUAUUUUCGAUCGUGCAGCGACGUGUAAUUUUAAUAUAUAAUAAACAUAGAAAAAAAAUGAAGGAUGUGGACGUUGCAAUAAAGCUGUUGUAAUAAUCGUGAUAAUUCUUCGAUCGACGAUACGUUUUUCGUUCUCGUUACUAAAUGGCGGUGCUGGUUGUUUUCGCGUGUUCAAAACAAAAAUUCUCAGAUCAACAAUGUUUUUAAUCGAAGAAAAUUAAUGGCAUGUGUCGCAUGGAUGUGGUUACACUAUUUUCCAUUGAUUUUUCAUCCACAGAUUUUUAUUCGCCUGUCUUCUUCCUUUGUGAAAUUUCCCCUAAUCUCAUGUUUUUAUUUACUGUUUUUAACACGAAGGUAUUCCAUAAAAAAUAAGCGAAAGUCAUUUCAUAUUUUAUUGAAAAGAAAUUUCUUACAAUGACCACCAGCACUUGCAAGGGAAUACGAACAGAAUUUUAUGUCCAAGCAUCGUCUAUUUUAUAUUUUAAGUAAUUUUUAGCAUGAGAGGAACUGUUUGUUAUACUGUUCAAAUGUAAUUAGAGGAUUUCUUGUUUAGAGAAUGAAACAAAUAUCAGAAAUGAAAGAAGUAGCAUACAUUUCUUGAUCGUUUUAUAAUUUCUAUCUUAUGUACUUUCUCUAAUUACUUUGAUCAAUGUACAAUACUCCAGUAUAAUGAAAGCGUGUUGCUCUAGUUUAUUAAGGCUUUGUUCACAGAAUGUAAAGACGACGACAGGUGUCUUCUCUUUUUUUAAUCAUUUGUACAGCACGGAUGGAGUGCAAUGCAUUUUGUUUUACCAUGUAAUACUCAUCGAAUUUCUUUCAUUCUCUUUAUUUGUGUAUGAAGACUCUGUUGCGAGGAUGCAACCAGGGACAAGCGUAAUCUCGACGCUUUAAAGUUACCUUUACCACUCAGCCACUCGCUCUGUCAUCAUAAAGAGAAGAAUGUAUUAUUUAUUCUUAUCACCUGGCUGUGUAGUGGUUGCAUUCGCAUAGAGCGUGGUGUACAUUUUAUUACCUUAAAGAUAAUUUAAUUUUUUUGUAUACAACUGUUUUUUAUUUGUUCGUUUGUUUUUUUUUUUAUUGGAACAACAUGAGCAUCUCUUCUGCCCGUUUCGAGACGCGAUAUUGUUCUUCGUGGGAGAAUUUCGUUGUAAAUAGACGAGUAAAUGUUAUGUUAUUUAAAAGAAAAUAGGAGUAUCGGAUAUUGCUCAACUUUGAGUAGAAUUUUUCAUUGAUUUAGAUUUUCUUAGUUGGACUUACAAUUAGUUCGAUCAAACGGGAAUGCAUUUACCGAGGAAAGGAUCGAGUUCUUCUUCUAAUCAGGACGAUUAUUGAACCGCCACUAGUAUUCGUACCUGUUCCUUUUUAUUUUCUAUCCAUUCCUCAUUUGUCGAACGUCUUGACACUGCCAAGUUUCAUCUCUCCCUGCCUGGUUUCUACGAUCUGUCUUCGAAUCCAAACGAAACCACCGAUCAUUUUUUAAUCCCUCGUCGACUGAUUUAUACAAAAUCCUCGAACGGUGGAUAGUCGCAAUUUCCAUUUAAUUCUGAACCCCUCUUCGAUUCUUCCAAUGUAACAUCAAGAUCCUUCGUUGAAAAAUUGGAACGUUUAAUUUUAGAAACAUAUCCUUCGAUACAUUUCCUGAGUCUGGGUUACAAAUUGACCCGGCAUCCGUCGUUCGAUGAUUAACCAUGCUCCUUAGAUUCGUCCAAAGAAUUAAGAGACACAGAUAGAUGUUCACUGUCCAACGAUUCUAGCAACAGUCAUAGUUUCUAGAUCCCAGAUCUUUAGAUUCUUAAGCACGAUCAAUUAACACACCGUGUUUCUUCUGAUUGGGGAAUAGAGAAGGAGGAGACAUCGCCUCUGUGGAAAAUUAGGACGCGUAUUGAUCCUUGCCAAAGGAACUCUUUAGUGAAACAGGUCGGAGCUGAUGUUCGUCGUCCAAGAAUUCAGUUCUCAGAGAAAUUCUAAUAUGUCCGUGGUUUGAAUUGAAGGGUGGCGAAAGUUGGCUGGUAGAUAAGGUCUUCAUGAGCUGCACGAGGGUGGGUAGAACGUUAAAUUUUAUUUUGGGAAUUUACAGUAUCUUUGUUUAGAUUUUCUGUAGGACUCGGUGCAAUUAUGAAAAAUUAUGAGAAAUUUAAAAUUUUCUUUGCUACGUUUUUAAUGGCAGUAUGUUGAAAUUUUAAAAAAGUUUUAACUUUUUAAAAGUUAUUGGUUUUCUUCUUUUAACUUCCAAUUAAUUAUUGAUCACGAAAGUGUUAAUAAACGCGAUUGUUGAUCCAAUUGUACAAAAGAAAUUCGAAUUCGUUAUAGUUUCUUUGUUCAGCUUAAGGAGAAUACAGGAUUUUAUUCUUACUCGCAGGUCAGCUUUACACGAGCCAGGAAUAUACGUUUAAGAAAUACUUAAUGUAAUUUGUAAGUAGGUAGGUAUAUAUUACGAUACGGUGUAGCUUGCAACAAUUUUUCUAGGACGCGAUUGAAAAUAUUUAAUUUUAUUCGAGCGUAAAGGUAAGGGAAUUCUUUGAUAAAACACGUGAAAGUGUAACAUUAUUGAAAGAGUGAAAGUAUAUUAAAUCAUUUUUAGUUUAAAAAUUUGAGGACGAUGUUAUCGUGGCCAAAAAUGUCACUGUAAAAAUAGCAUUUUACAAUUUGUAGUUUUAUUUCCAAAAUUGGAUAGAUAUUCGAUUUCCAGAAUGCCUUUAAACAGGGGAUUACUUUAUUGUAAUUAGCAAAGGAAGGGGUAAAUUAAACGCUGCUCGAUAAUUAGCAAACAAUAUUUUCCUUGUUUAAAAAAAAAAUUAAUCUUAGAAAACUGCACGUGUUGCUUCAAAUUAGAUUUCUCUCCUUCUUUGUUUCAUUCCAAAAUGAGUUCGAACCACGUUGUUCUUUCUUUAGAAAAUUAUCAUUGAACGAUGAUGUCGUGUGUUCCUUGCGGGGGUUGAUCUUUGUUUCGAGAUAAAAGAGGAUGAAUUUUUCGAAAAAAAAUGUAUCGACGAGAAUUCGGCUCAAUCUCUACUCUUGAAAGACUGGCAAAUGGCAUUUUUCCAGGGGAAUUCGAAAGAAAUGACAGAGAUGGAUGACGGUGAAUUAAUUUAGAUAGUAACGAAUGAAUCCGUGUGCAUGGGUGAACCGGGUGUGAAAGGGAGGGAGAGAUAAUUUCAAAUUAUGCUCGUAUUUUUGUGCUAGAAGUUUAACGACGACGAAAACAAAAACACCGAAGAAAAAAUGACAAAAAUAUGGGAGUUGUAGAUUAUUAGCAUGAGCGUGGCGAGCGUGAAUAGCAGAGCGGAACAAAAUGUAUUGUAUUAUAUUAAAUGAGACAGAUAUUGUUUAAAUAAAAUUGAUAUACAUAAAGUU
This is a messenger RNA of Osmia bicornis bicornis, 8893 nucleotides long. It is a transcript of the gene dsd, whose product is annotated as attractin. Bases 456 to 4346 code for a protein of 1296 amino acids. The transcript is spliced from 12 exons. Lineage: Eukaryota; Metazoa; Arthropoda; Insecta; Hymenoptera; Megachilidae. The record is from RefSeq and is a predicted model, not a curated record. Gene Ontology annotation, molecular function: protein binding. Gene Ontology annotation, cellular component: Golgi apparatus.